AUGACAUCAAUCAUGAACCCAUGUGAUAAGAAGUUUGUUUGGGUUAUAAAGAAUUUUUCCUCUUUGCAAUUACAAGAUUGUUAUGUUUCUGAUCCGGUUCUGAUCCAUGACGUCAAUUGGCGUCUUUUUGCCUAUCCGGAGGGAAGUAAUGGUGAUCACUUGUUAUUCAAAAAAAAUAAUGGUGAUCACUUGUCUCUGUAUCUGGAAGUUGAUUUCGAAUCAUUGCCUUGUGGAUGGAGACAAUAUACACAAUUUCGUUUUACGGUAGUAAAUCAAAUUUCAGAGCAUUCAUCCGUAAAGAGAGAAGGACGAAAGUGGUUUGAUAAGAAAGCUCCGGAAUGGGGUUGGGAAGAGAUGAUAUCUCUAACAAAACUUAAUGAUAUAAAUAGUGGGUUCGUGGUGAACGGAGAGCUCAUGAUUGUUGCUGAAGUAGAAACUUUUGAAGCUGUUAGCACAUCACAAGUUGCAGCGGUUCGUGAUGAUAGUGAAUGGACACUUCUUGGCUAUUACUCUUCAUCUGAAGAGGACAAGGAUGAUGUAACUGUUGUAGUCAAGGGCUUUCAUGUUCUUGAUUCGCAAGUUAAUCAAGUGAAGGAAAUCUUUGAGAAACAUCCAGAUCUCGCAACGAAUUUGGUUUUAAAGAAUCAAAAUCUCAAGAAUGUUUACAUGGGUUUUCUUCUUGACUUAAUCAAGACAUUGAGCAAGUUGCCUAAGGAACUCACUGAGGAAGACUUAAACUUCGCCGACAGUACGCUUUCUGAUCUGACAAAUGCAGGCUUCAUGUUGGAUUGGUUGCGUCUGAAGUUGAAUAGGGCGUUGGAGAAACAAAUAGCUUGUGACGCAGGCUAA
This is a messenger RNA of Arabidopsis thaliana (thale cress), 849 nucleotides long. RefSeq names its product TRAF-like superfamily protein. The transcript is spliced from 4 exons. NCBI's taxonomy places the organism in Eukaryota, Viridiplantae, Streptophyta, Magnoliopsida, Brassicales, Brassicaceae. The record is from RefSeq and is marked reviewed. The coding region runs from base 1 to 849 and encodes 282 amino acids.